GGGCCCAGGGUGGAGAGGUGGAGACGCAGGAGGAGGGGCACACGGGACUCGGGCCCAGAGCCGGGGGCGGGUCCGAGGCUAGGGGCCCGGAUCGGGCGCCAAGCGCUGGGGCCCAGGCGGCUGCGGAGCCGAGCGCAGCGGGCAGCGGGACCGCCCCAGCCCGGCCGACCAUGAACUCGGGACGCGAGCCCCGAACACCCCGGACACUCUUAAGCAUCGCAGACAUCCUAGCCCCGGGCAUGGUCCGCCGAGCACCCUCUGCGCCGCAGCUUCCAGAGUCGGGUCCGGGUCCAACCUCGCCGCUGUGCGCGCUGGAGGAGCUGACUAGUAAAACUUUCCGCGGACUUGACGCGCGCGCUCCGCAACCCUCUGAAGGGCGGGCAGCCGCGGAUGCGCUGGGCGCUGGCCCUGCCGGCCGCAAACGGCGCAAGUCACGCACGGCGUUCACCGCGCAACAGGUGCUGGAGCUGGAGCGGCGCUUCGUCUUCCAGAAGUACCUGGCUCCGUCCGAGCGAGACGGGCUAGCUACACGACUAGGCCUGGCCAACGCGCAAGUGGUCACUUGGUUCCAGAACCGACGAGCCAAGCUCAAGCGCGACGUGGAGGAGAUGCGCGCCGACGUCGCCUCGCUACGCGCGCUGUCCCCCGAAGUCCUGUGCAGCUUAGCACUGCCCGACGGCGCUCCAGAUCCCAGCCUCUGCCUCGGAGCCGCCGGCCCUGACUCCCGGCCCCAACUGUCAGACGAAGAGAUACAGGUGGACGAUUGAACACAAAGCUGCCGCCAACCCUGGGCUCUGGGGUCCGGGACUGCUCACCUCGUGCUCUGCCUCCUGCCCUAGUUCCAGGGUGGAGGAAGAAGGUCCACUUGGGCCUCUUCCGGCCCACAGUCCAGACGCUCACCUUUUCCCGGGUUUUUUUGGAAGUUUGCUUUGUUGUUUGAGACAGGGCCUCGCUCUGUCGCCCAGGCUGGAGUGCCGUGGAGCAAUCACCACUCACUGCUGCCUCGACCUCCUUGGCUCAAGCGAUCCUCCUGCUUCAACCUCCUGACUAGCUGGGAUUACAGGCGUGCAGCCCCACCUCAGGCUAAUUUUAAAAACUUUUUUUUAGAGAGGAGGUCCCGCUAUGUUGUCCAGGCUACCUUUCCCAAUAUUUCAGAAUAAAGUCGAGACUCUGCCGCA
Molecule: messenger RNA, 1178 nt
Organism: Piliocolobus tephrosceles (Ugandan red Colobus)
Lineage: Eukaryota; Metazoa; Chordata; Mammalia; Primates; Cercopithecidae
Gene: LBX2
Product: ladybird homeobox 2
Exons: 2
Coding region: 171-767 (198 amino acids)
Biological process (GO): regulation of transcription by RNA polymerase II
Cellular component (GO): nucleus
Molecular function (GO): DNA-binding transcription factor activity, RNA polymerase II-specific; sequence-specific double-stranded DNA binding
Source: RefSeq, a predicted model, not a curated record